AAAUAAUACAUGACCACUGAUAAUACUCACAUUAGAAGAAUUAUGAUCAGGAAGAACAGGAACCCUUCUGUUGAGAUCCAGAGAAAAAUUUCACUAUCAUCAUCUCCGAUGAACCAAAGCGAAUAUAUGAAGUCAUCUAUUUGUACAGACAAGAGCGAUUGCGCACCUUCUUUGAUCCGUUCUUGUAAAGUAAGAAGAAAGAGAGUGCUCAAAUUUGACCCUAAAUUUGAAGAAUUCCUCUCCCAUAACCACAAGAGUUGUCUGAAGGAUCUCAAUUGCAGCAUCAAUACUUACGAGGGAGUCUCUGAUUGCUUCGAUGACAAAAUGAAGAAAAAAUUAAGAGCCAGAGUCCAUAAAAGUUGUUCCAGAGAGAGACCAAAUAGAAGAAGGCCUAAGAUUACCAUCAGCAACGAGAUACUGAUAGUUCAAGAGAAUUUUGAACUCCCUGACAUUAAAAAAGCUAGUGAAGGUCUCCAAACUUUAGAGUACAAGAGAAAUAUCUCUAAGAACUCAAAGAAGAAGAUUGGCAGCGAAAAGCCUGGAGAGUCUCGGAACAAAACACUAAAGCAAAAGAUAAGGUCCAGAUUAAGCUUGCUUAAUCGGGAGUUUAGAAGCCAAACUUUGUGUACACUUCCAAGAAUCUCUAACUAAACAGGCUCAUCGCUGAAUCCUUCACUAAUUUUUCCUAUACCAUAAAAUUUCAUAAACCCAU
This is a messenger RNA of Moneuplotes crassus, 712 nucleotides long. Lineage: Eukaryota; Ciliophora; Spirotrichea; Euplotida; Euplotidae. The record is from the annotation of a GenBank genome assembly.